This is a messenger RNA of Chelonoidis abingdonii (Abingdon island giant tortoise), 1696 nucleotides long. The record is from RefSeq and is a predicted model, not a curated record. NCBI's taxonomy places the organism in Eukaryota, Metazoa, Chordata, Testudines, Testudinidae.
CUGCUCUGGGGUUGUAACGUGCCCUGCUGCUGUUCCCACAGGGUCUGCAGACGCUGGCGCAGGCUGGUGCAGGACAAGAUGCUCUGGAGAUUUGUGGAUUUAAUGCCCUACAAGCUCAGCUCCAGGAUCCUGUGGCACCUGCUAAGGCAGUACCUGCGCAAUAGCCUGAGGGUACUGAAAGUGAGAGGAGCUCUCUACUCAAUGAGAAAGCAUGAGUUCCUUUCCCCAGCGCUGCUGCAGGCACUAGGAAAGCAGUGUCCCAGCCUCUAUCACCUCUGCCUGACCCAGGCUGACCUCCGUCGUCUCCCAUAUGACUGUAUACCGUCUUCUCUAAAGAGCAUGAAGCUGAGCCAGUGUGAGAUCCCUGCUGUGUGGUUCCAAAGAUCUGCAUCUCCAGAGACUCCCAGAGACCUGCCACAACUGCAGCAUCUCAUGAUCCAUAAUGUGUCUGCCUUUUCUGAUCAGCAUCUGCUUAACGUAUCAUCUCAGACCAGCCUAAGGACGCUGACCCUCUCUGGAACCUACCGGCUGACGGAUGCAGGAAUUCAGAGAGCAGCCCCAUAUCUGGAAGACCUGGAAUGCCUGGUCCUGCGCAAAUGUGUCAUUACAGAUGCUGCUGUUCAUUUCAUUGGGCGUCACAUGAAACAGCUCCGCUCUUUGGAAUUCAGUGAUACUUGUUCCUUAACAGAUGCAGGCCUGGCUUGUUUAGCAGCCUUGAAGUGCUUGGAAACCCUCCACCUCGAGUCCAGGUUUAAGCUUUCCCCUGAUGCCAUUGUUGCUGUGUGCCAGGCACUCCCCCAGUUAAGGAAUCUCAGUUUAGAUGGGAUUGACUUUGAAGACCAGACAGUACAUAAAAUUCAGGCAAGUUUGCCCAACUGCCGUUUCUAGUGUGCUUCCUGACACGCAUUCUGAGACAAAAUGUUAACAAUGGGGGGAGUUGUAUGGAACACGUGAGGGUGAGAUGUGGGGUGUUCACCCCCUGAAAUAACUCCCAGAAUUGCUUCUUCUGGGCAGGGUUGUACUCCCAGUGGCAGUUGCAUUUAUCUGUCUGGAGGCAGAAUUUUCUCUGGCUAAAACAAUGAGGUGAGCAGUGUAGGACGAGGACCAUCCUGACAGCUUGUAUCACCUGAAAACAGGCCAGCAGAAAUUCAGUUCUGCAAUCUGCUUGGCUGGGCUCCUGAAGUGAUCUCUCACCUUCUACUAAGAAAAUAACAAGGCCCGGACAAAACGUGGCAUAUGAGGACCAGUGGUCCUAUGAGCUUAUUUAAAUUAGAUGCAGUUUGGCAGCUGGAGGUUCUCUCUUAAGUUUAACCUCGUCUCACAUUAAACAUCAGGCAACAGGUUAAUUAUCCCCAAGCACAAGGGAGCAGGUCAGCUGUCAUCCUGAUGCACAGAAGUGUUUGGCUGCCCAGAUCUUGGACUCUAGAUAAAAUUUAACUCAGAUCAAAAGGCAUUAACCACAUUACUGUGCUGUGAGCAUACUCCAAAACAUCCCUAGUAGGAAGUGGACAAAGGAUUGUGCAAACACACAUUUUAAAUGCAGGGAACAGAACCUUUAAGGGGAAAGAACCCAUCAUGUCCAUUUCACAAACACAGACACCAACCAUGUGCCACACAGGUAUAGGUUGUGCAAGAAGCUUUCAGAUCAAACAACAGACCUGGAAGGCACUGAACCCGUGUGGUGAAAUCUACUGUG